CGGAACUGGGAAAACUUCCUUCGGUGGCAGUUAAAGAAAACAAUUUUAUUUGAAAUUGUGUUGUUAGUAGUUCUGUGAGGUUCUAGAGAAUCUGAGAUGGGAAAGAAGCAGGCAGGUACAGGGCCGCUGUCGAGGCGUCCGGAUAACUCAGCGUUUAAACAGCAGAGGUUACCCGCCUGGUCUCCAUCUCUCACGGCACAGACCGUGCUGCCAACCUUCUACAUCCUCUCUCUCGUAUGCUUGUUUCUGGGCAUAUGGCUCUUCAUCACUGUUGAGAACACAUACGAACUGAAGGUCGACUACACCAGUGCUGGAACAUGUGAACGGUGCUUUGAUUUGAGAAAGCAUGCCAUCACCUCCAGAACAGCCUGCAAAUGCACAGUCAGCUUCCAGGUUCCAAAAACCUUUCUGGGCGAUGUAUUCUUUUACUACGGUCUGAGGAACUUUCAUCAGAACCUGCGGAGGUACAUGGACUCCCGCGAUGAUGCACAGAUGGUGGGGAGGAAGAACAACCUGAAGGCACCGAGUUCGUACUGCGCUCCGUUCGAUUACGAUGCAAACAGAGUGCCCAUUGCCCCCUGUGGUGCCGUGGCCAACAGCAUGUUCAAUGACUCAUUAACAGUGAUGUAUAAUCCAGUGGAUGGGUCAGAAAUACAAGUUCCAUUCUACAGGAAAGGCAUUGCAUGGUAUACGGACAAAAACGUCAAGUUCCGUAACCCUCCGACCAACGACACGUUCACACUCCAACAAGCUUUUGAAGGCACGACUAGGCCCUUAUAUUGGCAGCGUUCGGUUUAUGAGCUGGAUGACACAGACUCCAACAACAAUGGCUUCAUAAAUGACGACCUGAUUGUUUGGAUGAGAGAGGCGGCCUUCCCUAAUUUCAAAAAGCUUUAUAGGGUUCUCAAUCGUGCUCAAGGGCCUUUCACUGAAGGCCUGCCAGCCGGCAACUACACCCUCUCUAUAAAUUACAAUUUUCCUGUCGAGCCCUUUAGAGGUCGGAAGGAGCUGGUGAUCUCCAUGGUGACCUGGUUUGGUGGGCAGAAUUACUUCCUGCCCAUAGCGUACCUGGUGACCAGUGGACUGGUUUUGGUGGCGGCUGUCAUACUCACAACAGUGUAUGUGAAAGUAGGCAAAAAGGGCAAGAACAUGGAGGAAUAAACCAAAAGGAGAAGGAAAUGUCCAUCAGAAAAGAAUGAAAAUUGCGGUAGCACUUUAUUUUACAGUACGUGUACUUCCCUGGUACAUACGUGGUAAAUAUCUUGUACCUACAGGCAAACGAGUGGUAACACAAGGUACUUACCUGAAGUGCAUGUACAUGGUAACAAAUAAGAAACACGGCUGUACUUAACAGUUGUACAUGCAUG
Molecule: messenger RNA, 1367 nt
Organism: Sinocyclocheilus anshuiensis
Lineage: Eukaryota; Metazoa; Chordata; Actinopteri; Cypriniformes; Cyprinidae
Product: cell cycle control protein 50A-like
Exons: 7
Coding region: 97-1161 (354 amino acids)
Biological process (GO): phospholipid translocation
Cellular component (GO): Golgi apparatus; endoplasmic reticulum; plasma membrane
Source: RefSeq, a predicted model, not a curated record